CAUUGAUGUUUCUCUUUGUAGGUACUUCUCUUGUAGGCUGAGACCAUGGACAAGGGAAAUUAUUCUAGGGUGCCGGAGUUUGUUUUGCUGGGACUCUGCAGUUCCUGGGAGCUCCAGUAUUUCUUCUUUGUGUUUUUUAACUUGUUGUACAUUGCCAUUGUGCUGGGCAAUCUUCUCAUUGUUUUUACAGUGAUUUCGGAACCUGCCCUGCAUACACCCAUGUACAUCAUGCUCAGUAACCUUUCCGUUUUUGAUAUUUUUCUUGCCUCUUAUGCAACCCCUAAGAUGAUCCAUGAUUUCCUUCAUGAACCCAAGACUAUCUCCUUUGAGGGCUGCAUGGCCCAGAUAUUCUUGCUCCAUGUCUUUGCUGGUGGUGAGAUGGUGCUCCUUGUAGCCAUGGCCUAUGACAGGUAUGUAGCCAUUUGCAAACCUCUCCAUUAUGCAACCAUCAUGAACUUGUGCACAUGUACAGGCCUAGUGGUAGGAUCUUGGGUCAUUGGGGUUAUGCACUCCCUGAGCCAGUUAGCUUUCACUGUAAAUUUGCCCUUCUGUGGCCCAAACAUAGUGGACAGUUAUUAUUGCGACCUUACUUUGGUCAUCAAACUUGCCUGUACAGAUACUUAUAUCCCUGAAGUGUUGAUGCUUUUGGACAGUGGUCUUAUGGGGGCAACGUCAUUUUUUCUUUUGCUGAUCUCCUACACGGUCAUUCUGAUUACUGUGCGGCGACAUUCCUCAGCAGGUAUGGCCAAGGCUCGCAGCACUCUGACUGCCCACAUUACUGUGGUGACCCUGUUCUUUGGGCCCUGUAUCUUCAUCUAUGCCUGGCCUUUCAGCAACUUACCAGUGGAUAACAUUUUGUCUGUAUUCUCUACAGUUUUCACACCUAUAUUAAACCCCCUUAUUUACACAUUGAGAAACAAAGAGGUAAAAUCAGCAAUUCAUAAACUGAAGACCCAGUAUGUAACUUCCAGGCUGUCUUCCCAGCUCUCUCUCAUAAGACUAGAUUUGUUGAAUUGA
Messenger RNA from Chlorocebus sabaeus (green monkey), 1017 nucleotides. Its product is annotated as olfactory receptor 4K15-like. Gene Ontology annotation, cellular component: membrane. Lineage: Eukaryota; Metazoa; Chordata; Mammalia; Primates; Cercopithecidae. Gene Ontology annotation, molecular function: olfactory receptor activity; G protein-coupled receptor activity. The record is from RefSeq and is a predicted model, not a curated record. Gene Ontology annotation, biological process: G protein-coupled receptor signaling pathway.